Messenger RNA from Rhopalosiphum padi (bird cherry-oat aphid), 3138 nucleotides. RefSeq lists its product as uncharacterized. Gene Ontology annotation, molecular function: protein binding. Bases 413 to 1600 code for a protein of 395 amino acids. Lineage: Eukaryota; Metazoa; Arthropoda; Insecta; Hemiptera; Aphididae. The transcript is spliced from 3 exons. The record is from RefSeq and is a predicted model, not a curated record.
UGAUAUCAAUGAUUAUCUUCCGAGUAUACACCGAUCGCCGGUUGCCGAGAACGCGGUCGGAGACGCCGAACGACGACAAUACGGCAUCAUCAUCGAUCCGCAUCAGUUUACAUUGUGUACACAUCAUUCUUUCGGGGUAUUUUUGACUGUCGGUGACAGACAUCGUGAUAUUACCCGGAGAUCUUGUGUAAUCGAUUCUGAAAUUGCAUUCGUUUCGUCGUCGUCAACGAGAUUUUUGUCACUUUGUCAGUCUGUGACAUCGAAUCGACCAGCUUUCAGUAUUCGUACGGUCCAUCUCGACAUCGUCGACAACGUUAUACGUAAUUAUACAGUUUGAUGUGGAAAUCAAUUUGAUUUUAAGCUUGCUGAUAAAUAGCAGUAAUUCAUAAGUUGUGAAAACUAAAAUUUAACAAUGCUUGCCUUGUCAAAACUAGCAUAUUUUGAAUGUAACGAAUUUCAAAAGCAUUGGUAUAAUACUACACCAAAUAAUGUAAUCAGAAUUGUUAUCCAUCCGUGUUGCGAAACUUUAAUACUAUACAUAAAGGGAGAAAAAAAAAUUAAACCUCGGUUGGAUAUUAGGUUAUGUGCCAUUGCUGCAGAUAAUGGACAUUUAGAUUGUUUAAAAUUCGCUCGCAGACUAGGGUUUGCAUGGGACAAAGAUGUUUGCAUGGGUGCUGCAAGAAAUGGUGAUUUAGAAUGUUUAAAAUAUGCCCAUGAAAGUGGUUGUCCGUGGGAUAGAAGCAUAUGUUACACUGCUGCAAAACAUGGUCAUUUGGAUUGCUUAAAAUAUGCUUAUGAGAACAAGUGCCCUUGGGACAAAUAUACAUCCAACUGGGCUGCGAAUUCUGGAAACUUUGACUGUUUGGAAUACGCAUUCAAAAAUGGAUGUCCAUGGGACGAAAGAACAUGCAUGUUGGCUGCUCAUAAUGGACAUAUUGAUUGUUUAAAAUUUGCCCAUGAAAAUGGGUGUCCAUGGGCUGAAGACACGUGCAAAUGGGCUGCAAGUAGUGGACAACUGCAGUGUUUGAUGUAUGCUCAUAGUAAUGGUUGUCCAUGGACUGUUGAAACAUGCACCAAGGCUGCAACAAAUGGUAAUUUGAAAUGCUUGAAAUAUGCACACGAAAACGGGUGUGUAUGGGAUAAAAAAACAUGCACUAUGGCUGCCACUAAUGGACAUUUAGAUAUUUUGAUGUACGCCUAUGAAAAUGGAUGUCCAUGGGAUGAAUGUACAACUUUUUGUGCUGCCGAAAGUGGACAUUUAGAUUGCUUAAUUUAUGCUUUUACUCAUGGAUGUGGAUGUGAUGACAAAACGUCCAGUGCUGCCGGCAGAAAUGGGCAUUUGGAUUGUUUAAAGUAUCUGCAUGAAAAUAAAUGUGAUUGGGAUUCAUUUUUGACAUAUGGAUCUGCAAAAUAUGGACAUAUGGAUUGUCUCAAGUAUGCCCAUGAAAAUGGAUGUCCAUGGCAUUCAGAUACAUGCUAUAUGGCUGCAGUAAAUGGGCACUUUGAAUGCUUAAGAUAUGCUCGAAAAAAUGGUUGUCCAUGGGAUGAUAGAACACGUGAAUGGGCUAUUAAUCAUGGACAAUUUGAGGACUGUUUAUAAUUAAUUUAUGAAAAGAUGAUUUUUCAAAUGGGAUGAUAUUGAUUUUAUUCAUUAACUAGAUAUUUCAAACUUAUUUUGUAUAUGAGUACCAUUAUGAAUUUAUUGAUGUCAGGAAUAGUACGUUCAUCAUUUUAAAUUAAUUUUAAUUAAUACUAUAAAAAAAUGCUUAGCAGUUUUAAUUUAUUGUACUAUUUAAUAAAUUUUUUUGAAUUUUAAAUCAGUAUAAUAAUAUUGAAUUUUUAAGUUUAAAUUGAUUUUUUAUAUUUUAUUAUCAUUGUUUAUUUAUUUAUUUAUCUAAAUAAAUCAACAGAAUUUUGCUUAAUUUGAGAUACAAACUUAUGUGCAAAAUAAUUUAUAAAAAUGUACAUUUUAAGCAAAUUGUUAAUUUAAGUAUAAUAUUUAGUACCUAUUUGUUCCUGUAAUUAUGUAGAAAAAAGGGCUUUUGAUAAAAUAUCAGCCAUUAUUAAGAGUAGUAAAUUACACGCACAGUAUUAUUUAUAAGGGAAGAGAUAUUAAAAAAACUUGGGCAAUUUGAAACUACUAUUUUUCAUUAACAUAAUAAUAUAGUUUUAUCAAAUGAGUAAUUGAUAUAAUAAAUAGAAAUUACAUAUUUCUGUUCUAUAAAAAAAUCUUCCAUGUUUUCUUUAAAGAUAAUAUAUUAAUAGCAACAAGUUUUGAUAUCAAAAUAAGGUACAUAAUUAUGUUAAAAUAUUAUAUUCACAUUAUUUAUUUUUAGCAUUGGUAAGAUGUUACUUGUUCUGAAGAAUUCAUUUAAUCCUAUAUACUUAAUAGUUAAUACUGUAAAUUCUUAUUAUUUCUUAUUAUUUAAAUGUAAGAUUAUUAUCUAAAAAACAGAGAAUCUCAUAAGUUUUAUUUGUACUUAAAUUUAAAAAAAAAGCUAUGAUUAGAAUACAAUUAAAUAUUAUUUGUGAAUUUUAAAAUAUUCAUAAUACGCUGCCUCUUAAAAAGUUAAGUUAGAAUUAUUAUAUAUUAACCUAUAAGGCUAUAACCUUUUUAUUUUAUUUUGAAGAACUAUAACCUAUAAAAUCAUUAGUUAAUCAGUUUCAUGCAUUGUAUAUCUAUAUACCAAGUAAAUAAUUAUAAUAAUUACUUAAUUAUAAUAUUUUAAAUUGUUCUCAUCUAUAUCAUAACCGAUCUAUAAUUUACUUCUGUAUUAAAUAUUUAAUCUAGAUUCUAAUUUAUAAUACUGUAAUAUAAUGACUUUCACAUAAUUUAUGUUCUUUUUUUUUUAUAAGAAAUUUACAAUCUGUACUUCGGGCACAAUAAGUAAAUAUGAUACAAGAAAAGAUCUUAAAAGAUUCUUACCUUAAAAAUUGACAGCUCACUCUAAUAUUAAAGCUAAUAAUACAAAAUUAUGUCUACUGAAUGCAAAUUUGGUAUGUGGUUAUGUUCUUUGGUUGUAAGUUAUUAAUUGGGUUGGUUAAAAGAUUGUUAUUAUUAAUAUAUUUGAUUAUUUGAUAUUAUUGAAUGUGUAUUAUAUAUUGUAGUAUUGAUAAAUAAAUCUUUUUAUAUUGUUA